This is a messenger RNA of Melanotaenia boesemani (Boeseman's rainbowfish), 944 nucleotides long. It is a transcript of the gene lrata, whose product is annotated as lecithin retinol acyltransferase a. Lineage: Eukaryota; Metazoa; Chordata; Actinopteri; Atheriniformes; Melanotaeniidae. The coding region runs from base 84 to 770 and encodes 228 amino acids. The record is from RefSeq and is a predicted model, not a curated record. Gene Ontology annotation, molecular function: phosphatidylcholine-retinol O-acyltransferase activity. The transcript is spliced from 2 exons. Gene Ontology annotation, biological process: retinol metabolic process.
UAACCUUUAGUGUCCUCCUCAUGCCACUCAGGAUAAAAGGCUCAUUUCAUUGAAACGUGGCAUUUCUUGCUAAAACUCUCACGAUGCUGCAGCUGUUGACAUUCCUGGUGGAGAAGUUCUCUCUUCUCUUCCAUCUCCAACUUUUUGAAUCCAGCUGCGUGGAGGAACGGGAUCGGGAGCGUCCCGUGCAGCGCGCUUCACAUCCGCCUCUCCGUAGGGGAGACCUGCUAGAAGUCCCCAGAACACUUUUCACACACUUCGGGAUUUAUGUAGGUGACAAUAAGGUAGCUCACCUUAUCCCUGACAUCCUUCCAGUACUGACCAACAACAACAAGCUCAUCAGUUCUGUGAUUACAAAUAACAGACUCAUCGUCGGCUGCAUGUACAGGUGUGCCACCGUACGAGUGGACACGCUGGAGGACUUUGCCUAUGGCUCGAGCAUCCGUGUUAACUACUUGGACAAGAUGAUGAAGACGCAGCCUUUGCCCAGUGACUCUGUCGCGCAGAGAGCUGAGAAACUCAUUGGAGCGUUUCCAUACAGUCUUCUGUGGAAUAACUGUGAGCAUUUUGUGACGCACUGUAGAUAUGGAUCUGCAAAAAGUCAGCAAACAGAAAAGUUCUGUGAGUGCCUGAAAUUAAUCAUCAGAGACCAGCGCAGCAUCAUCAUCACAGUGCUUCUUGGAAUUAUCUCUAUUGUUUGGUUUGGUAUGGUCCCCUCAACUACAUUACCCACCAUUCUGAUUCCCUUCACACUGUGGAUGGCUGGUUGAAGGGACUCAACACAAACAACCUGUGAAGAAACUGAUCUGUAACUCAGCAACUGACUGACUGAGAAGCUCAUAAUUAUACACUCUUGAAACGUGGUGCCUUAUGGUAUGUUGUUUAAUGCUGUAGUUUCUUCUAUCUUCAGCAGUGGGUGAUGAAAAAUGAAAUAUUUUAUGUAA